AUGAAGGAAGAAACAGAACCCAGAGAUACCCCCGAAGGCUCGACUGCCGGUGACGAGUCGAAGGCCAGCGUUUACAUCCUCAUCAUUGGGUCGACACCUCGACCAAUUCCUUUUAAGAAGAAACCCGACGGAAUCCACGAUGUCGAAGAGAUCAGACGAAUUCGCAGUGGGAUCACCCGGCGCCAAGCCCGAACAUCCACAGGGAAGAACGAGGGGAGUCCUGAACGAAGCCAGAAAAAGGGUACAUCAGAGCCGUCUACGGCCGCUGAUUCGGGGUCGAAGUCGCGCGAGGCUCCGGUGCGCAUGAUGUUUAACACACCUACCUGGCACGCGACUGGAGUGAUCAAUGAUAUCCCCAACCCCAGUCGCGUCCCGGAUGGGCCUCGAAUUGCGCCAUCGCAGUCUCGGACAGGCUCAUUACAACUGCCGGACUAUGCCAGUAGAGGUGCUAGUUCCAGCAACCCAGACACAAUGCGGGCGCUAGAGCUAGCACUACGCGAGGUGCUUGAUAAUAUCAAAGCUGCGAGCUCUCGUAUCCGACCUCGGCUCUCUCCGUUCGACUUCGAGAUGCAAGCUCAGACUUUUCCCUCCAUGUGUCUACAGCUGCUCCCUCCUCCGCCAAGCCUGUUCGCGACACAUCCGUUUCCCUCCUCUACCUCGUUUCCCCUCCAGCCCCCCGGCGCCGAGCACCUCGAUAUAGUCCGCCAAGCCCUUCGCUCCAAGGUCGCGCAAUGGCAGACCGACCAACUCGCAGCAGAGUCUACUGGUGCGGCUCAUGCUAGACAUGGGAAUAGCGGGGUGGAUCCAAACAUGAUAUACCGAAGCGCACAACAACACGAAGAUAUCAGUUUUCGACACUUAGAAUUGGCCUUCAAUCAUUGGAACUCUCUGCCCCACGAGACCCGUCGCGACGCGUGGCAAUUGGAGAUUACACGCGCAUUUGCGCGGGAAGUAGGGAAGCGGAAGUCCUCGGACGAGCAACUCGCUCGAGUGCAACAGGAAGCAAACCAGUUGCGUGCACAGGUCGAGCGUCUCGGAUCAUGCCAGUGGCCUCGUGAGUUCGCAUUGUUUCCCCCGGACACGCUCCCCCUCCCACGAGAGGUCGCGCGCGAAUUAGACGCACAGGACAGCCACAUCAGCGCCGACUCAACGCGAUGGGACUACGACAGCGUGGUCGCCAAAUGGAGACGUGUUGUUAUGCAUGAUAAGGGCAUGGGUCGGAUUGGGGUUGGUUAUGGAAAUGCCAGUCAGUUGGGGGAUCCAGAACAAAGUCAGUCUCAGCAAAGCCCUGAUGUCAGGCCUCCACGCCCAGGCGAAGACACCACUUCUCACCCGAAUCGCUUGCGCCCCUUGCAAUCUGCUACGGCUUUGAGCCCAGACGCUGGAGCUGCCUCCACCCCUGCUUCAUCUACACACUACGCUUCACCCCACUCCUAUGCAGAUCCUCGCAGCCCGCCCAGCGGUUUACCCAGUGGUAUGGCCCAGGUGGGUGGGCUGCCUCCAGCUAAGCGACAGCGACUCAUGAAUGGCUCAGAAGACCCGUCUGGUGCUUCGUCCGAGUCUGGCCAUGCUCCGCCUUCUGCCGCUGGUAAACACUGGGGAUCUUCCACUCCCCAUUUAUCCAAUCUUGCUGCACCCUCCGGACAGACGCCUCCGUCGUCGUCUAGGAAUUGA
Messenger RNA from Penicillium concentricum, 1674 nucleotides. RefSeq lists its product as uncharacterized. The record is from RefSeq and is a predicted model, not a curated record. The coding region runs from base 1 to 1674 and encodes 557 amino acids. Lineage: Eukaryota; Fungi; Ascomycota; Eurotiomycetes; Eurotiales; Aspergillaceae. The transcript is spliced from 3 exons.